AACCGAAGUCGCAGGCCUAGAAGAAACCACUCUCUUUGCAGAAACAAGACCAACUUACUCUUUAAUUCUCCUCUCCAUCAGCUAACUAACAAGAAGCAGAAGGUUUUGUGGGAUCUAAUGGCGAAGAUCAAGCCGCAAGCUCUAUUGCAGCAAAGCAAGAAGAAGAAAGGACCUUCUCCUAUUAGCAUAACCAGCAUCGUGAUUUACACCUUGGCCCUGCUUUUGGUCGUCUUCGUCCUCUUCUCCGCCUACAGACGUUGGACCCUCAGAUCUGAGAUCCCAACCCACAAUGGUAGAUCACUUCUUCAGGAUUCAGCAAAGACCACUAAUGUCCCAUGGUUUGCUACCUUAGAUACGGGCAAAGGUUCAGUGACCAUUGAACUGUUCAAAGAUGCUGCUCCCAACGUUGUUGACGAAUUCAUCAACUUAUGUCAAGAUGGGUAUUUCAAAGGUUUCUUAUUCAGCAGAGUUGUAAAGCAUUCUGUCAUUCAAGCUGGUCACUCUGCUGAGUCCGAUGCUGUCACAGAUUGGGCUCUCCAAAAGAAUAACCUUCAUACCAGUUUAAAACAAGAAGAAUUCAUGGUGGGAACUCCUAAAGCUAAAAACGAGGAAGGAGGGUUUCAGUUUUUCAUUGUAUCUUCUCAGAUCACAGAUCUGAACGAGAAGUUGACAGUUUUUGGUCGUGUUGCAAAGGGACAAGAUGUGGUUCAGGAGAUCGAGGAGGUUGAGACAGAUGAACAUUAUCAACCAAAAGCACCGAUAGAGAUCAUGUCCGUCACUUUGCUUCAAGACAUGUGAAAGCUUUAUUACUUCUUGUAUUGAAAAAAAUAUCUUGAUGUAUUAAUGCUUUGUAACUUGAAUUCUUUUUUUUCAUCACCUCAUUUGCAACUUUGUGGUAACACAACUUUUAAUUUUAUAUCUCCUGCA
Molecule: messenger RNA, 927 nt
Organism: Raphanus sativus (radish)
Lineage: Eukaryota; Viridiplantae; Streptophyta; Magnoliopsida; Brassicales; Brassicaceae
Product: peptidyl-prolyl cis-trans isomerase CYP21-3, mitochondrial
Exons: 7
Coding region: 118-798 (226 amino acids)
Biological process (GO): protein peptidyl-prolyl isomerization
Molecular function (GO): peptidyl-prolyl cis-trans isomerase activity
Source: RefSeq, a predicted model, not a curated record